AUGGCGAAACGAAAUCGUUUUGAGCAAGUUUUAAGGGAUGAGGUUACGACGGUGGCAAGUUUGCCGAUUAAAUCGGCCACGGAGUUUUCCGGCGAAAGAUACGAGAACGUGUGAUGGUCCCUCUCGUUAGCAAUUCCACUAAAUCGCUAAUCGUUCCAGGACUUUGUCCCGCGCCUCCUCCACCGCCGCCGCCACCUCCAGUGCCUGGUCAAGUACCAGCUAUGAGGAUCAACACCGUCGAGGUAAGCAGAAGAUCGUCUCAGUUCAAGUUCGCCGCUCGUUGCGAGCGAAUCUCUUUAACACUUUCACGACGGGCGUUGCAUAUACGUGUGUAGAUACUUGAUCUUGGUUGUCAAAAAUAUUAACGUAAAUGAUUGAAUGUAAAUAUUUAUUGACACUGGAACAAACUGUAUCAAAAUAUUCUACGUAUAAAUCACUAUAAUUUAAAUGAUGAUUAAAAUAAAUAGAUCUAUGCAAUCGUGCCUCAAUCUGUCCAGGCAGAAGUUAAUAUCAAAUUUGGCAAGAAACGAAAGUCUGAAAUCAAUAACAGAAAUUAUAACACAUAUUAUUUGUAUAACAAGUAUAUGAAAAUAAUAUUCCUUACAUGUGACUGUUAUUUCAAUAUUUACCCGGAAAGUGUUAACGUAGGAAUUUCAACGAAAACGAAGGAAGGAACAAGACAGAAAGAAAUAUUCUCUCAAGAACUUGUAUUAUUAUUAUAGAAAUUAGAGUCUAUAAAACGGACGAAGAUCUAUAA
Messenger RNA from Heterotrigona itama, 757 nucleotides. NCBI's taxonomy places the organism in Eukaryota, Metazoa, Arthropoda, Insecta, Hymenoptera, Apidae. The record is from the annotation of a GenBank genome assembly.